Messenger RNA from Boleophthalmus pectinirostris (great blue-spotted mudskipper), 783 nucleotides. It is a transcript of the gene ift22, whose product is annotated as intraflagellar transport 22 homolog (Chlamydomonas). Gene Ontology annotation, molecular function: GTPase activity. The transcript has 6 exons. The coding region runs from base 146 to 703 and encodes 185 amino acids. Gene Ontology annotation, cellular component: endomembrane system. Gene Ontology annotation, biological process: intracellular protein transport. The record is from RefSeq and is a predicted model, not a curated record. NCBI's taxonomy places the organism in Eukaryota, Metazoa, Chordata, Actinopteri, Gobiiformes, Gobiidae.
CCAGGAAGUUUACUGCGAUGCUAAGCUAGGCUUGGGCGAAAACUGUAAACAAGGAGUUAUUCUUCUUUAUUUCAUCGGGAUAGUUGCAUGGAUUCAACAUCGCGUUAAAGGUGGACUGACCGAUAGCAGCGGUCCCUGGCUAGAAAUGCAUGUCAAAAUAGUCUUAAUUGGCCCGACCGAGAGUGGAAAAACAGUUCUGGCUAACUUCCUAUCAGACAUAUCAGAAAACGUGGGAGGCGAAUACAAACCUACAGUAGGAGUAAGGAUCCUGGAGUUUGAGUGCCCUUUAGAAGGAGGUAGUGAUAACAGAGACUGCAAGGUCGAGCUCUGGGAUUGUUCUGGAGAUUUCAAAUUUGAAUCAUGCUGGCCUAUAUUCAUGAAAGACUGCAAUGGUGUGGUAAUUGUGUUCAAUCCUGACGUCCCAAGCCACCUCAAGGAAAUUGAAACAUGGCAUUCAAUGUUCAUCUCCACCCAUAAUUUACAGGAAAAUCAGUGUCUGCUCAUAGCUCACAACAAACCAGGCAGUGGAGCAGAGAGGGGACACAUUUCCUUAGCCUCGCCUCUGAACAGAUUUCCACUGAUAAAGUCCAAUUUGGAGGAUGAGCCUGAAGAUGUAAGGAAAGCCUUCAACAGAUAUCUAGGAAAAGUUGUGGAAGCUAUGUCAGAGAGUAGGGAGCGAGAGGAGAUGUCGAUUAUUAUGUAAAGAAAUGGUCAAAUCUGUAACUAACCCUGAAUAGACGUGUUUUCUAGUGACCCCAUUAAAUAUGUGAUUUUGACAUAAAA